GGGCGCUACCCUAGCGACUCAAGGCGCUUGCGGCUGGGCGCAGAACGCCAGUCUCUCUGCAACGCCGCGUGCGACCGCUCCGCAGCAGAGGUGGGUGCCUGCCGCUGCCUUCGCGCCGCCGCUACAGCCAACACCACCGCCACCAUGCCCAACUUCGCCGGUACCUGGAAGAUGCGCAGCAGCGAGAAUUUCGACGAGCUCCUCAAGGCGCUGGGUGUGAACGCCAUGCUGAGGAAGGUGGCCGUGGCGGCUGCGUCUAAGCCGCACGUGGAGAUCCGCCAAGACGGGGAUCAGUUCUACAUCAAGACAUCCACUACUGUGCGCACCACGGAGAUCAACUUCAAGGUCGGAGAGGGCUUCGAGGAAGAGACAGUGGACGGACGCAAAUGCAGGAGUUUACCCACGUGGGAGAAUGAGAACAAGAUUCACUGCACGCAGACACUUCUUGAGGGGGAUGGCCCUAAAACUUACUGGACCCGAGAGCUGGCCAACGAUGAGCUAAUCCUGACAUUUGGCGCCGAUGAUGUGGUGUGCACAAGAAUUUAUGUCCGGGAGUAAAGGUGGCCAGCUUGUUCCUGCUUCAUGACCGGAUGCAAACUCCCCUGAGGAGUAUGUCGUGGCCCCACACUGCCAGUGGGUCUUUCCUCCACACACCUCUCCCCCAUGAAUAUUAGGCAACCCCAUUUUCCCUAUGACAAUGUUGUAGUGUCCUCCCCUCAGGCUCCUGUUGCCUUGUGUACCCUUGGUUUGGCAUUUGCAUGAUUGUACCAGUCAUUAAACUGAUUGGCUGCA
Messenger RNA from Mus caroli (Ryukyu mouse), 792 nucleotides. It is a transcript of the gene Crabp1, whose product is annotated as cellular retinoic acid binding protein 1. Lineage: Eukaryota; Metazoa; Chordata; Mammalia; Rodentia; Muridae. The record is from RefSeq and is a predicted model, not a curated record. Gene Ontology annotation, molecular function: lipid binding.